This is a messenger RNA of Exaiptasia diaphana, 562 nucleotides long. RefSeq names its product cell wall protein PRY3-like. The record is from RefSeq and is a predicted model, not a curated record. The transcript has 4 exons. Bases 29 to 562 code for a protein of 177 amino acids. NCBI's taxonomy places the organism in Eukaryota, Metazoa, Cnidaria, Anthozoa, Actiniaria, Aiptasiidae.
CAAGGCUUCAAAUCAGUGAUGAGUCAGUAUGACGGUUUUACAGGCGAUAACUGUAUUUGCUUGGAUUUCACUUUUUCACACAGAAUCCGUUUAUGGAGAAGUGGCAACUUGGCAAUUGGAAUGCCUCAAGAURCACAAUACCUAUCGUGCUAAACAUCAAACAGGCAAUUUGACGUGGUCUGACAGUCUUCAACAGGAAGCUCAAACAUGGGCAAACUAUCUUGGAGACUGGAAUCUUGCAUCUCGCAGUGAAAUUGGUGAAAGCUUGUAUUUGACCAGUGACAUGCAACUGCCAACUUGCGGAGAUAUUGUGACGUCGUUUUACAAGGAAAUCAAUAGAUAUAACUACAAUAACCCUGGACUAUCUAAAGAUACUGAACGAUUUUCACAGARCAGAUAUCGUUACAAACUAAAGUCAUUGCCAUCCCCCUACACCAAUAGUACAAUAUGCAAUGUUGAUAAAGGAUCCAGGUCAUCACCUAACAAGAGGCAAAACUGGAUCGGGGGCGGGGGGGGCAUUAAAGAGACAGGAGAAAAACGUUCCUUGACUGGGGAAUUUUGA